ACUGUUGAUGUCACGUGUAAAUUAAUCUGCCUCAUCAGCAAACUGGGGUGUGUCUACCACUAUAUAUCUAUGGUCUAUUGUACACUUUAAAAGGAAGCUACCCAAGUCUGUCAAGCCCUUCUCUCUAGCUCUAGCUCUGCAGUUACCCAAUAGUUCCUCAUUACUAAACUACUGUAAUGUCGGAUCUCCAGUCUGAACCACCAGUGGAGGAAUCAUCAGUAGAGAAUGGGUUCUCCGGAGCUAUCCCAGUCUCCACCGACCCUCCCGAGACCACACCCACUGAGCAGGAAUCAUCCCACACACCCGAGGACACACAAACAUCACAAGAUGACCCCACAAAGAGUGAGGCCCCGCCCUCUCAAACACAGCCGGAACCCACACAGCCAGAGCCGAAACAGUCCCCUCCUGCAGCUGCUUCAGCAAAGCCUAAGACCACCCCCUCGUCGCAGGGGAAACCCCCUGCAGCUAAGGCCACGCCCCCUGAUGGCCCUCAGGACAAGAAGGCCAGAGAGUUCAUAGAACAAGCAGAGAAGAAGCUCAAGUCAUCCCAGGGCUUCUUUGGAAGUAUAUUUGGGAGUGGCACUGUUAAGAAGGAGGAGGCAGCUGACCUCUUCGUGAGGGCAGCCAAUGCCUACAAGGUCGGCAAGAGGUACAAAGCUGCUGGUGAGGCGUUUAGACGUGCUGCUCAGAUCCAUAUUGAACUGGACGUUAAGCACGAGGCAGCCAGCACGCUAGUGGAGGCAGGUCAGGUGCUCAAGAAGGACGAUGCUACAGAGGCCACUGAGUGUUAUCUGAAGGCAGUCGAGAUAUACACUGAUAUGGGACGGUUCAGCCUGGCGGCACGUUACCACAACACAGUGGCAGAUAUAUUUGAGACGGAGGUACAGGACUAUGAACAAGCUAUCACUCAUUACGAGCAGGCCUCGGACUUCUACAAAGGAGAGGAUGCAAUCUCGUCUUCAAACAAAGCUCUACUGAAGGUGGCUCACAUGUCAGCCACCAUGCAGAACUAUAAGAAGGCAGCUGAACUGUUUGAAGAAAUUGGCAUCAACUCUCUCACUAACACACUGCUCAAGUAUGCUGCGAAGGACUACUUCUUUAAAGCCUCUCUCUGUAACUUCUGCAUCAGUCCAGGCGAUGCCAGGGAUGCCACCAUUCGCUACAGACAACUCCACCCUGGCUUUGAGGGCUCCAGAGAACUAAAGCUGAUCUCAGACCUACUAGUUACAGUGGAGGAGGAGGACACAGACAAGUUUGCUGACAUUGUGACUAACUAUGACUCCAUCUCUCGACUGGAUGCCUGGACAACGGCCAUGUUGCUCAAUAUCAAGAAGGCUGUCAGUGCAGGGCCGGAUGUUAACUGAUCACACACUCUGUAGCUUUAUAGAAUUGUGUAUUGAGUUGAGUUAUUGUGUCACUGUAUUCUGAUUUAUAGUACUGCUCCAUGUUGUUUCUAAUUGUGCAUAAUAAUUGUGACUGCACUAAUGAUGUGAACCAGUGAUGGAUUAUUCAUUAGUCAA
This is a messenger RNA of Halichondria panicea, 1520 nucleotides long. Its product is annotated as alpha-soluble NSF attachment protein-like. Gene Ontology annotation, biological process: SNARE complex disassembly; intracellular protein transport. The record is from RefSeq and is a predicted model, not a curated record. Gene Ontology annotation, molecular function: syntaxin binding; soluble NSF attachment protein activity. The coding region runs from base 177 to 1364 and encodes 395 amino acids. Gene Ontology annotation, cellular component: vacuolar membrane; SNARE complex. Lineage: Eukaryota; Metazoa; Porifera; Demospongiae; Suberitida; Halichondriidae. The transcript is spliced from 12 exons.